This is a messenger RNA of Microthlaspi erraticum, 603 nucleotides long. Lineage: Eukaryota; Viridiplantae; Streptophyta; Magnoliopsida; Brassicales; Brassicaceae. The record is from the annotation of a GenBank genome assembly.
AUGGCGGACUAUGAAGACGAAAUCGACCACCAUAACCAACCUUUCAUCCCUAAAGAAACGGCGCUGCAAGCCCUGAACACCAUAAUCCAGCUCCACUUCGAGAAAACCCUCGAGAAAAAGCGAGCCAUUGACAACCAGAAGAAGAAGCUUCACAAGAUUUUCCAGCUCUUCUUCAUCUUUCUCGCCGUCGUCUUCUUCUCUCUCUCCCAGCCCUCAGGGCGUCUCCACUGCCGCCAUUGCUGGGCUCCAAUCUGCCUCCUCUCCUUCUCCCAUCUCUUCUUCUACGUCUCCGUGGCGCAAACUCUCCGCUGCAUCAACGGCUUCAAGUACCAGCGUCGCUGCCACAAGCUCACCCUCGGCCUCGCCACUCACAAGCUCCGUUUCAUCAAGUCCCGCAUCGCCGCCGGCGAUUUCCUCGGUGGUGGUGGUGCUGAAGAUGAGGUCUCCGCCUCGGCUGCUGCUUGGGAUCUGGAAGUUCCGUACCAGGAGCCGCCGGAUAGCUACUUCGGCAAGUUUAAGAGGAAUUGGGCUCUCUAUUUCGGGUUCUUGAUCCUUCUUUACACAUUCAUGAUCUCCUUCUCCGUCGUUAUCCUCUGUUUCUGA